AUGGCUGCAAAUGCAAUAAUAGUUUUGUUCUUUCUUCUAAUCACUGAAAUACUAUUCUCCAUCUCAACUGCUCAACAAAAUAAUACCACAAAAAUGAUCAGUCUUAACUCUUCAAUCUCUACUUCAACCAAUAACUCCUAUUGGCUAUCAAAUUCAGGCCAGUUUGCAUUUGGUUUCUACAAACAAGGCAAUGGCUUUGCCAUUGGAAUCUGGCUUGACAAGAUAAAGGAGAAGACAGUGGUAUGGACAGCAAACCGGGAUCAACAGCAGCCACUCCCACAUAUCACAACACUUGUUUUGAAUGAUUUCGCCAACUCUGUUUCCCCUGAUCAGCCUGCUGCCUCAGCUUCACUGCUCGAUUCAGGUAAUUUUGUCCUCUACAACUCAGAUUCCAAGAUCAUAUGGCAGAGUUUUGAGAAUCCAACAGAUACCCUUUUGCCAGGACAGAUUUUGGAGACAGGAAAAGAGCUUGUCUCAGCUGUCUCCGAGUCAAAUCACUCGUCUGGAGGAUUUAUACUUAGGAUGCAGGACGAUGGUAAUUUGGUUCAAUACCCUGUAAACAAACAUACCUCAGAAUAUUAUUCUUACUGGGACACCAAAACUUAUUGGAAAGGAUCACCAAAAAUUACACUUAGUCUUCAUCCCAAUGGCCAAUUAGAGCUGCUCAAUUCUACAAGCAAAGCUAGUGUAUACACAGUUCACCCUGCAGAUUGGAUACGCCCCAACAAUAAUGUUACAUUUCGUCUAACAAUUGAUGUUGAUGGAAUAUUAAGAUUGUAUUCUCGCAGCUUGGUUCAGGUCAAUAGCAGCUGGAAUGCCGAAUGGAAUUCGACUAACAAUAGGUGUGAUCCUACUGGAUUGUGUGGCAUGAAUGCAUAUUGUUUAUAUGAUCAACAUCAACGACCCAAUUGUACAUGUCUUUCAGGUCAUGAUUUCAUUGACCAAAGCCAGAAAAGAUUGGGCUGUGAAAGAAAGAGUAAGAUAGAUUAUUGCAAAAGUGAUAAUCACAAUACAGUUUCGGUAGUGGAAUUUAAUGGAGUUUUGUGGGAAAACAACUCCUACUCUAUUGUUCCAAUGAACAACAAGAGUGUUUGUGAGCAAGAUUGCUUGAAUGAUUGUGAUUGUGAAAUUGCUAUAUAUGCAACCAACACAUGCAACAAACUAAGGUUGCCACUGAGAUAUGCCAAAGCAGAUCAGACAAAUAGCUAUGUAGUGACCAUGGUCAAAGUGCUCGCAACCACAACAGGGGUAACUAAAGGAAGAAGUCAACGAGUUCAAAUUGGAAUUUUUAUCAGUGGCAUUGUGCUUUCAUGUUUUGGCCUUAUGGCCUUGGCGAUUUCAAUUGCGCUUAUAUUCAAAUUUAGAAUGUGGGAAUACAGAAAGAUUACAGAUCAGUGGCACCAUGAUUUUCUUGAGGAUGUUGCUAUUCGUCCAUACAAAUUUAGCGAGCUAGAAAAGGCGACAGAAGGUUUCAAACAUCAAGUGGGACAAGGAGCUUAUGGAGCAGUUUUCAAAGGUGUCAUACCAACAAACAGUUUCAGGAGAGUUGUGGCUAUAAAGAGACUAGAGAAAAUGGUUGCAGAUAACGAAAGAGAGUUCAGGAAUGAGAUGAAAGUAAUUGGAAAAACUCAUCAUAAGAACCUUGUUAAGCUUCUUGGUUACUGUUAUGAAGGAGCUAACAGGCUUUUGGUUUAUGAGUUCAUGAAAAACGGUUCUUUAGCAGAUUUCUUGUUCCAAUUCGAAACCAAGCCAACAUGGGAAGAAAGAGCUGAAAUAGCUUUGAACAUAGCUAGAGGAAUGGCCUAUCUGCAUGAAGAGUGUGAAAUACAGAUAAUCCACUGUGACAUCAAACCCGAAAACAUUCUUAUGGAUGAACAAGCAUGCGCGAAAAUAGCUGAUUUCGGUCUCUCAAAGCUGCUGAUGCCUGAUCAAACCAGAACAUACACUGGUUUGAGAGGAACAAGAGGGUAUUGGGCACCAGAGUGGCAUAGGAACAUGCCAAUAACAGUGAAAGCAGAUGUUUACAGCUAUGGAAUUAUGUUGUUGGAGAUUGUGUGCUGUAGAAGGAGUGUGGAUAUGGAUGUUCCUGAGAAUGAAAUUGUUCUUGCUAAUUGGGUUUAUGACUGUUUUGUGGGUGGUGAAAUGAGAAAACUAGUGCAUGAAGAAGAUGUGGAGAGUAAUGAGCUGAAGAAGAUGAUUAAGUUGGGACUUUGGUGUAUUCAACAUGAACCAUCUUUGAGACCUUCUAUGAAGAAAGUUUGUAUGAUGUUGGAAGGGAUUGUUGACAUUCCAACACCUCCAAUUCCCUCUUCCUCUAUUAGUGUAAUUAAUAUUGUUUGAUAAAAAUUGUAAUGGAUACAAAUUUUGUAUAGAAACCAAAUUAGUGUUCCUGUGUUUAUAAUAUGCUUUUGUAUAUUAUAUAAAUAUGCUGGUUUCAAUAG
Molecule: messenger RNA, 2441 nt
Organism: Cannabis sativa
Lineage: Eukaryota; Viridiplantae; Streptophyta; Magnoliopsida; Rosales; Cannabaceae
Product: G-type lectin S-receptor-like serine/threonine-protein kinase LECRK1
Exons: 1
Coding region: 1-2340 (779 amino acids)
Biological process (GO): protein phosphorylation; recognition of pollen
Molecular function (GO): protein serine/threonine kinase activity; ATP binding
Source: RefSeq, a predicted model, not a curated record